Messenger RNA from Spathaspora passalidarum NRRL Y-27907, 2414 nucleotides. Its product is annotated as SAGA complex subunit. The coding region runs from base 44 to 928 and encodes 294 amino acids. Lineage: Eukaryota; Fungi; Ascomycota; Pichiomycetes; Serinales; Debaryomycetaceae. The transcript has 2 exons. Gene Ontology annotation, molecular function: protein binding. The record is from RefSeq and is a predicted model, not a curated record.
AAAGCAGCAACACGAUCAAUCUCUCCCCACAAAAAUACAUAUAAUGGCGUCAAUUGAACAGGAUGAUCUCUUCAACAUCCAAGACGAUGAAGAUAUGGAGGAAGAAGAAGAAGAACAGCAGCCUGAAGAACAAGAAGACUACAACAUGGAUGACAAUGUGCAACAGGGAAAUGACGACGACGACGAGGACAUGAAUGACGAAGAUGGCGAAGGCGACGAGGACGAAGAAGAUGAUGAUGAAGAUGAUAACAAGGACAAUGAAAAGAAAACUAUCCAAGAAGCACAAGACAAAUCUGUCACCCACAAACCAAGUUUCAAUACCAAAACUUACACCAAUGACAACAUAUUCAUGUCAUCAAGUAUCGACGGAACCAUCAAUCUCUGGGAUGUCCGUACUCCCGAACCCGUACUCCGUCUUGGGGUCUCAGAAAACACCCCACCGUGGUGUAUGACGCUGACAUGGUCCAAUGACGGUGAAUACAUCUACGUUGGUCGACGGAAUAGCACUGUGGAAGAGUUUUCCAUCCGUAUGCCAUAUAAACGGGCUACCCAUGGUGCGGGAACCUAUCAUCAUUCACACACGCACAUCCCUAAUGUUUCCAAAUUGUUACAAUUCCCCACUAUAAGUGGUCCGGUCAGUGCCAUUUCCACCAUGCCUAAUAGUAAUUUCUUGCUUUGUGGCUCCAAUGAUAAUAUCAGAUUAUAUAAUUUGUCCUUGUAUGAUUCAUUGGCCAACACCAGCAUUAAUGUCAAGAAACAAGCUACUCCAUUCUUGAUUAUUCCUGGACAUAACGGUGGUACUUUGAGUCAAUUGUAUGUGGAUCAAACUGGAAGGUUCAUGGUAAGUGCCAGUGGUAACAGAGGCUGGGGUCAUGGAACCUACACUGAUGCAGUAUUAGUCUACGAAAUUGACUUUGAAGGGAUAUAAUUAUGUAACAUUAAAAUUAAAAACUAAAAUUAAAUUAAAAAUAGAAAAAGACUAGAUCUGUCUAUUACGUCGUAAAUCCAUAAAUUGUAUUCUUUAAAUUACCCAACCCAACUUGCCCAAUAGAUAUCCCUGAAUUUACCAUCUCUGACUCCUUAAUAAAACAAAACAUUUCAUUAAAAGCAUUACCUAUGUCUCCAAAUAUUUCAUCGCCAAUGGUACUCAACUCACUGGUGAUGGUGUUAAUCGGUUCAUAGUUUAGUAUAACCAAUGGAGACAAUUUUCCUAUUGGAAUAGCAUUACGGCCUCCAUUAAAUAAUUUCGAUAGUAAAUUUUGGUAUUGAGGAUUAUUUUUUAAUAAGAAAUGUACCAAAAUGCCAAUGAACCCAAUGGUUAUGCUUAUCUUAUAUAUAUUCCUGGAAACCCACGAAUCCUUCCUCCUCCUGAUGACUUUCUUGUCGUCUUCAUUUGCAUCUUCACGACUAAACAAUUUCUUGAAUAGCAUCGAUGAUGUGAUCCGGUGUAUUGAUAAGGAGGUAUGUAAUGUAUUGGUGUCCGAUGCAAACAUGUCCGAUUGUCCUGCAGAUGUGUCCGUCAUUAUAGAGUUGUUGAGCUCUUCUUGUUGUAAAAGGAUCUUGUGCUGGAAUGCCAAAUCAUCGGAAGUUUGUCGAGAAAUCUCCGAAUCUUGUAAAUCAACGAGCUUGGUCAACUCUAUAGGAUCGUCGCCAAUUGUGUUGAUUAUUAAAUUUCGAUACUUUGUAAAUUUCUCUCUUUUGGGAAUGUAUAAAUUGGAUGUGUUUAAAAGCACCGAUGAUUUAUUAUAUUCACUAAACCAAUUGGCAAAUGUAUCUGCACAAUUGGUUAGUUUAUCCAUGGGGAAAUCUUGAACUAUAUUUCUGGUCUUGUUUAAAAUCUUGAUUAAAUCGACAUCGCUUAAGCUAUCAAACAAAUUGGUGGGAGAAAUUGCAUUAUGAACCAAAUCAGAAUCAAUGUCUUCAUAAUCCAAAUCUUCUCUAUCUUGUUCUUCAACAUUACACUUUUCAAAUAUCCGGUUUUUGAAAAUUAAUAAUGCUGAAGUGUACAAGUACAUAUUAAUUAGCACCGAAUUAUAACUUAGACUAAAAUCCCAAACAGUUAGAAUUUGAGUGAGAUUGGAUAAAUCAUGGGAAAACAUAGUCAAUAUUGAUGAUAUACCUUGGUAAAACUUAUAAUCGUAGUAUAGCCCAUCCGAUUGGACAUAGCAAUUUGAAGUUUGUUUGAUUAGUUCAAAUAAUUCAAUAUCAAGGUUUUCGAGAAGGGUGGGUAUCAACCUUAAAUGGUCUAUGGAUAAUGCUAUAUCAUGAACCAUAUAAUCUCGCAAGUGAAAUAGGGUUAUUUUUUCCAAUAUUUUAAAUGCUAGUUCCUCAUUAAUGUCGUAUUCAUUAUCAUUCUCUGUCUUUUCUUUGUCUUCUGUAUCAUUUCCAGGGAUGUAACACACUAAUAGAAUCAC